Molecule: messenger RNA, 1202 nt
Organism: Mangifera indica (mango)
Lineage: Eukaryota; Viridiplantae; Streptophyta; Magnoliopsida; Sapindales; Anacardiaceae
Product: aquaporin TIP2-1
Exons: 3
Coding region: 285-1028 (247 amino acids)
Biological process (GO): transmembrane transport; water transport
Cellular component (GO): membrane
Molecular function (GO): water channel activity
Source: RefSeq, a predicted model, not a curated record
CUAUCCUACUUAUGCAUGAGUUUAUAUGAUGUAACUUCCAUAAUAAAAGGAUACAUCCAUGACUCUGGGAUCUCUCAUGCACUUUCAAAAUAAAUAACUAUGUAUUAUGAUCCUCAUGACCAUAUUUAAUAUACACCACCUUAUCCUAAAAACCAUAUAAUAAAAUUAUCUUUAUGGUAUCUCUCUCUAUAUAUUUGUGUGUGUGACAUAGCCAAGCCAUUUGUGCUCUACCUCUACAAAAUUUUCCCUUCUUCAUCGUCUUUCUGAAUCUCUAUCCAUCAUCAAUGGCCAUCGCCUUUGGACGCUUUGAUGAUUCCUUCAGUUUAGGCUCUGUCAAAGCCUAUCUCGCUGAGUUUAUCUCAACCCUGCUCUUUGUUUUUGCCGGCGUUGGCUCUGUUAUCGCUUACAACAAGUUGACAUCAGAUGCGGCUCUUGAUCCUGAAGGGUUAGUUGCGAUUGCUAUCUGCCAUGGCUUUGCUCUCUUUGUUGCAGUCUCAGUUGGCGCCAACAUCUCUGGUGGCCAUGUCAACCCAGCUGUCACCUUCGGAUUGGCUCUCGGCGGCCAAAUCACCAUCCUCACUGGCAUCUUCUACUGGAUUGCUCAGCUUCUCGGGUCCAUUGUUGCCUGCUACCUCCUCAAAGCCGUCACAGGUGGCCUGCCGGUUCCCAUCCACAGUGUGGCAGCAGGAGUUGGAGCCAUAGAAGGAGUAGUAAUGGAGAUCAUCAUCACAUUUGCUCUAGUUUACACCGUUUAUGCCACCGCAGCUGACCCCAAGAAGGGUUCAUUGGGCACAAUUGCACCCAUUGCCAUAGGUUUUAUUGUUGGUGCCAACAUCUUGGCCGCUGGGCCCUUCUCCGGUGGGUCGAUGAACCCAGCCCGCUCCUUCGGGCCUGCAGUGGCCAGCGGCGACUUCCAUGACAACUGGAUCUAUUGGGCUGGGCCUCUCAUCGGCGGUGGGCUAGCUGGGCUGAUCUAUGGCAAUGUGUUCAUGCAAUCCGAACAUGUGCCAUUGUCCAAUGAUUUCUAAGUUGGUUUGACUGUUUUUGUAAUAAAGGAAAGAAAUGCAAGCUUUUGGCUUUCUUUCUUUUUCUUUUAUUUUAACAUUGUUUUUUUCUUAUUGUAAAGUGCUGUUGAGGUCCAUUAUUUGCUUAAAUUAUUGUGAGAAUGGAUUGAAUUGGAGAUAUCUAUGCCACUUUUCUUA